UUCCAAACGAUGAUCUGUUGAGUAGACGCGCGUUGCUAAGCCUAUCUGACACGCGUCAAAAUCUCCCCGUUAUUAUUUUAGUUUUUUUGAUUAUAUGGUUGCGCUAAACCCGCUCGCGGCAUCGGUUAAUUCCAGUGCAACUCAAGCGGAGCAUAUCCGGAUGACAGCUUUUUGAACUUCGAAGAACAAAAUUGCAGAAUCUUCUAACCCCUGGUUCCUAUCAACAACAUGUAACAGACUUUCCUCUGAUUGUGUCCAGUCAGCGAUGAAGUAGGAAGAACCUGAAGCAGCUCUGUGUCCAGACCUCGCCCCCAGCAUGGCCUCCUCUCCAGGGAGCAGUUCGGACUCGGCUCCCCAGAACCAGCUUCAGGAAGUGGACUCUGGAAAGGCUCCGGAUAGGGAGGGCUCCCCAGAGGUCCUGGCUGCCAUGUACAGCUCUCCGCCGGGCACAGACAGCCGUGCGAUCUGCAUCCCCUCGCCGUACACGGACAGCAGCCACGAGUACAGCCAGAACCAUGGAGCCAUGGCCUUCUACAGCCCUUCUGUGAUUGGCUACAGCAGGCCUUCCAUCUCCGACAGCCCCUCCCUGGGCCCGCCUCUCAGCCCAUCCCUCUUCUGGCCCAACCACAGCAUGCCCUCGUUGACCCUGCACUGCCCCCAGCCCCUGGCGUACAGCGAACCCAGCCCACACACACUCUGGGGGGACCGAAAGAACCACGGCCUCACCCCGGACAGCCCACUCCUGAACCCAGCUAAGCUGCAUGGGAACAGAUAUGAGGACGGACAGGAAGUGGUCAGCCUCACAGCGGUGGGCAAGGCCGACAUGCAUUUCUGCGCCGUGUGUCACGACUACGCAUCCGGCUACCACUACGGGGUGUGGUCCUGCGAGGGCUGCAAGGCCUUCUUCAAGAGGAGCAUCCAAGGGCACAAUGACUACAUCUGCCCAGCAACCAACCAGUGCACCAUCGACAAGAACCGGCGUAAAAGCUGCCAGGCGUGCCGCCUUAGGAAAUGCUACGAAGUAGGCAUGAGGAAGUGUGGCGUGAGGCGUGACCGCUGCAGCUAUCGAGGGGCAAGGCAUCGGCGUGUGCCCCAGCUAAGGGACUCCUCAGCUGGGCUGGUGGGUGUAGGGGCUGGGUCCCAGGCCCCCAGGCUCCUGAAGGGCCCCCUGUCCCAGACGGAGGACCAACACUCGGCCCUGAGUUCACAGCAGCUCAUCUCCUGCAUCAUCGAGGCGGAGCCCCCGGAGAUCUAUCUCAUGGAGGACAUGAAGAAGCCCUUCACAGAGGCCAGCAUGAUGAUGUCACUCACCAACCUGGCCGACAAGGAGCUGGUGCUCAUGAUCAGCUGGGCCAAGAAGAUCCCUGGCUUUGUGGAGCUGAGUCUGGCUGACCAGGUCCACCUGCUGGAGUGCUGCUGGCUGGAGGUUCUGAUGUUGGGCUUGAUGUGGAGAUCUGUGGAUCACCCUGGAAAACUCAUCUUCACACCUGACUUCAAACUCAACAGGGAAGAGGGAAGCUGUGUGGAGGGCAUCAUGGAGAUAUUUGACAUGUUGCUGGCAGCCACCUCAAGAUUCCGCGAGCUGAAACUUCAGAGAGAGGAGUAUGUCUGCUUGAAGGUCAUGAUCCUCCUUAACUCCAACAUGUGCACCAGCUCUCCGAAGACAGCAGAGGAGCAGGAGAGCAGAGGGAAGCUUCUUCGCCUGCUGGACUCGGUCACUGACGCCCUGGUGUGGACCAUCUCUAAGCUGGGCCUGUCCUUCCAGCAGCAGUCUGCUCGGCUGGCUCACCUCCUCAUGCUGCUGUCUCACAUCCGUCAUGUCAGUAACAAAGGCAUGGAACACCUCUCCAGUAUGAAGAAGAAGAACGUGGUCUUGCUGUACGACCUCCUGCUGGAGAUGCUGGACGCCAACACAGCACCGAGCAGCCACGUAGCCUCCGCCCACAACCCAAGCCCCUACCCCACUGAGGCUACCGCAGCCUCUGCCCCGACCUCAGCCCUGGCCAAGGACCCUGGUUACCACCCCUACCAUUCUUCAGUGGUGGACACCCCAGCCCUCCACAUCCAGUCCCCACGGCUGCCCCCCCACAGCACGGAGCUGGAGCACACAGCCAAGGCAGAGUGGGUUCUCACCAGCAUGUAACUGCGCCACGGUGAACGGGACGAGCUGUGAAAACACCUGAGUGAACCCGGAUAGCUCUCACGUCCACUGGGAGAGACACUGUUCCUGUAGAUAAGGCGCCACCUCCCAGGAUAUUGGCUUGACUCAGGUGGGAGAGGUGGACCUGAGUAGGGGUUGAGGGUGUCGCGGUGGGACAUGGGGAAGAGGACAUGAAAACGUUCUGAGUUUGGACACCGAGGGGCUGUAACUUAGACUCUACCAUAUCCAUGCACUGGUGGACUGAAGAAAAAAAAAAUCUAAACUUUUUUGGAUUAAUGGUUAAUAUUACAGUUGUAACCGUGAAUUGAAAUGUUUUUGAUUGAAUGUAUUGAUUAUUGGCGUGUUGUUUGUAAUUUUGUGGUUAAUGUAGGAUGUGACACAGUAGGUGCAUAUUUGAACCUUGACCAGAAAAAAAUAUUAAAAAAUAUAUUUGUAUCUCCUGAAUUGACGUGUGUAGGCUAUCUUGGUGAAUAAUUUGCACUGUCUUACGAGGAUGAAGGUGAACGAGGUCCACAUGUGAACAUUAACCACAAGGACAGACUGCUGUUACCAGACACACAACAUAGAUGAGCUGAGAUGUAUUUUUGUCGGACGGUCUUUGUUCUUUGUCCGCUCCAGGGCUGUUCACUCCCCUCGUUCCUAGAACCAGAGUUAACACGCGUUCAGAAAGUGGCCUUGGUGGUGUGGACUCAGAAGACGGACCCAACCAACAACUGUUUUAAAACACACACAUGAAUGAACCGGCAUGCACCAACUGUCCUUUUAAUGGCACUUGUGUGUCUGAUGUCUAAUGUCCUGUCAAAAGUUCUGUUACGUGUUACCCUACACCAACAAAAGUUUUUAUUUGUAUCACGUGAACAUCAAGCACAAAACAAAAUCAUGGCAAACAAUGUUUAUUGUCAAUAAAAAUUUGCAACUAUACAAUACGUCCCAUAAAUAACCGUUGAGAAAAUAAAUCAGACUGUACACAUCAGUGUAUGUUCCAUUGGCCAACUGGGCAGUGCAGGGGAUGUACUGAGGAGAUGUUUCACAGAGAGCUAGUGGUCAAAGUAAACACCACUUUUACUCUUUGAAGACAACCACAGCUUAGCGCUCAGAAAACCAAGUAUUAACGUGAGUAAAUAAAUCUGUGUGCAGAAGACCAGAGCAGUAAGCACAAAGUCCAAUCUACAUACAAACGCAUGCUUUAGGAUUGUGCAUGUACUGUGCAGCUGUACUGUGAUGUACUGCUACAUUCAUUUCUUACUGGCUGGCUUUAUAUUAUACAUUCAUUAUUCUGUAUGCUCUGGUAGAACAGCAAUUCGAUUUGCCUCAUUCCACUCACUGAAAGCAGAGCUUAAGAGAGCAAACGGCAUUAUUGUUAUUUUUAUCGGGGCUGCAGUGCUAAAAUGCAGUCAAUACAGUAUGCACGCACACACACACAUGCGCGCACACACACACACACACACACACACACAGAUCAGCCCAAUGUGAUCAUUAACAAAGAGGCCUGUUUGUGUGGACAUGUUCAUUACCAAUAAUUCACCCGGUCUCUAUCAGUAGUUUUCCAUUAUUUACAAAUGCAUAAAAACAAGUUGGUAGUACACUGUUGUCUGAAUAAAGUAAUUUUAAAUAAAGGUUUUUUU
Osmerus eperlanus (European smelt) is the source of this 3786-nucleotide messenger RNA. RefSeq names its product estrogen receptor 2b (gene esr2b). The record is from RefSeq and is a predicted model, not a curated record. The transcript has 10 exons. Gene Ontology annotation, biological process: regulation of transcription by RNA polymerase II; estrogen receptor signaling pathway; cellular response to estradiol stimulus. Lineage: Eukaryota; Metazoa; Chordata; Actinopteri; Osmeriformes; Osmeridae. Gene Ontology annotation, cellular component: chromatin; nucleus. The coding region runs from base 317 to 2143 and encodes 608 amino acids. Gene Ontology annotation, molecular function: nuclear receptor activity; zinc ion binding; nuclear estrogen receptor activity.